Messenger RNA from Vigna unguiculata (cowpea), 267 nucleotides. The record is from RefSeq and is a predicted model, not a curated record. NCBI's taxonomy places the organism in Eukaryota, Viridiplantae, Streptophyta, Magnoliopsida, Fabales, Fabaceae.
AUGGGAAGACACUCUUGUUGCUACGAACAGAAGUUACGAAAAGGCCUUUGGUCUCCAGAGGAAGAUGAGAAGAUUCUGGAUUACAUCACCAAACAUGGUCAUGGAUGUUGGAGCUUAGUCCCCAAACUUGCUGGUCUGCAGAGGUGUGGGAAGAGUUGUAGGUUGAGGUGGAUAAAUUACCUCAGGCCUGGUUUGAAGAGAGCAGCAUUCUCACAAGAGAAGGAGAACAUGAUCAUUGAACUCCAUGCAGUUCUUGGAAACAGGUAG